AUAUAAACUUCUCCUUCCCCACAAGCCCUAAUCUUAUCGCUCCGACGCAAAGCGACGGUGCCGCCGGACCACCAAUCGCCGGGAAGAUGCAGAUCUUCGUAAAGACCCUCACGGGGAAGACGAUCACCCUCGAGGUGGAAUCUUCAGACACCAUCGACAAUGUCAAAGCAAAGAUCCAGGACAAAGAAGGGAUUCCGCCUGACCAGCAACGCCUUAUCUUUGCCGGAAAGCAGCUCGAGGAUGGUCGCACCCUUGCGGAUUAUAAUAUCCAGAAGGAGUCGACUCUCCACCUCGUCCUCCGCCUCCGCGGCGGAGCCAAGAAGCGCAAGAAGAAGACAUACACCAAGCCCAAGAAGAUUAAGCACAAGAAGAAGAAGGUCAAGCUCGCCGUGCUCCAGUUCUACAAGGUUGAUGACGCCACCGGUAAGGUCACCAGGCUCCGGAAGGAGUGCCCCAACGCCGAGUGCGGCGCCGGCACCUUCAUGGCCAAUCAUUUUGAUCGCCACUACUGCGGCAAGUGCGGCCUCACCUACGUUUACCAGAAGUCUCAAGGCGAGUGAGCGAUUCCUGCAUCUUGAUGAAGGUUUAUCUAUAGCAAGCUAAAAAAAACUCAUCUUUUUAAUUUAGUAGCAGUUCACUUUGUUUAGUUGUUCUGAAGAGUAAUAUUCGUGGUGAAACCUUGUUUGAGAUGCUAUUAAAUUUCUGCGAGUUGCAUGGUUGUUAAUUGGUAAUCUUACUGUUACAUUACUGCAUAUGUUUGCUUCUUGGUUGGAUGAUAAAGGAUGCGAUUGUGUCUGUUAUUGUUA
Messenger RNA from Zingiber officinale, 806 nucleotides. RefSeq names its product ubiquitin-40S ribosomal protein S27a-1. Gene Ontology annotation, biological process: modification-dependent protein catabolic process; protein ubiquitination; translation. Lineage: Eukaryota; Viridiplantae; Streptophyta; Magnoliopsida; Zingiberales; Zingiberaceae. Bases 87 to 560 code for a protein of 157 amino acids. The record is from RefSeq and is a predicted model, not a curated record. Gene Ontology annotation, molecular function: protein tag activity; structural constituent of ribosome; ubiquitin protein ligase binding. The transcript has a single exon. Gene Ontology annotation, cellular component: ribosome; nucleus; cytoplasm.